Monoraphidium neglectum is the source of this 1104-nucleotide messenger RNA. RefSeq lists its product as hypothetical. The record is from RefSeq and is a predicted model, not a curated record. The transcript is spliced from 4 exons. Bases 1 to 1104 code for a protein of 367 amino acids. Lineage: Eukaryota; Viridiplantae; Chlorophyta; Chlorophyceae; Sphaeropleales; Selenastraceae.
AUGAGCGCGAGGGUGGUCGUGCGCAGGCCGGCGGCGUUUGACUCGCGGUUGGAGGCGGCCUUCGCCAGCGGCCUGCGCUUUCAGGAGGGUGGCGCCGCCGUGGCCGGCUGGGUGCACUCCUCCAGGCACGAGGCCGUCAGCCUCAAGGUCGCCAGCCGCAGGCGCAUGCUGCCGAAGCAGCCGCGUGCGACAGAGGCCGGGAUUGUCUACAACUUCAUCGUCCUUUUUCCAGGCAAGGACGCGCGGCAGGCGGCUGCGACGCGCGACGCCGCGGUGGUGGCGGUCAACAGGGGGGGCGCGUGCUCGCUGCAGGUGGAGGGCGGCGUGACGGGCCUCUGCGAAUACGCCGCGGACCUGGCGGAACUCGACCCGUUUGACCCGAAUUCCUCCCUCCUUAUUGAGUCCUCCAAGGCCACAAAAACCGCCGUCCCGCCCGAUGCGGCGCCCGCCGCGCCCGUCUGCCGGCUGGAGGGCCAGGGCUGUGACGGGGUGACGCUGAAUUGCUGCAGCUGGGCGUUCCAGGAGUGCGACCUGCGGCCCGACGCGCCGACGCGCGGCACGUGCCGCUCGCUGACGGGGCGGCAGGGGCCGACCUGCAAGAGGGAGGGGGAGGGCUGCAGCCACGGCUGGCAGUGCUGCCCGUUCCUGAAGUGCGCCGGCGGCGGGCCGGCAGGCCGGCGCUGCACCUGGACGCCGGACCAAGCGAGCCUCAGCGUGAACGUCACGAUGACGUCACCGGGCGGCUACGACGCGGCGGUGCAGGAGGGCCUGCUGUCGGCGGUGCAGCGGUGGCUGCUGCUGGAGGGCACCGGCGCCGCCAGCACGCGCGUGGUGGGGUACGAGCCGCUGCGCGCGCCGACGGCCGCGGAGUGGGAGCGGAGGGGGCGCAUGUAUCACUUUGAGGUCGUCCUGGGGGCCCCGACUGCGGCGGCCCUGGACGGCGCUGUCAGGGCCGCGCUGCGGGCGCUGGGCGGCGUGUUGGAGAGCGGCACGGCGUCGCGGAGCGCCGGCGGAUCGGCGAAGAGCGGCGGGGGCGGGUUCUGCGGCGUGCCAGUGUUAAGCAUAGGAGAGGGUGCGACGCUGUGCUCAUUGGCCAAGGCCUGA